Racocetra fulgida is the source of this 192-nucleotide messenger RNA. Lineage: Eukaryota; Fungi; Glomeromycota; Glomeromycetes; Diversisporales; Gigasporaceae. The record is from the annotation of a GenBank genome assembly.
GAGCAGAAGCAUUAGGAAACGACGGAGCUAUUACUGGAUCUUUCGAGACCUUUUCAGUAACAGCACCAACAAUUCCAGUUGUAUGGGAGCGUAGAUCCAAAACCUUUUUGCUUACUGGUUUAUGUUCCACGGGAUUUUCAACUAGAUUAUUUAAUUCCUCAUCAAGUUCUAUGUUGAAACGUCGAGCACGAA